UUGAACUUUGAAGUUGUUAUAGAAGUCAAAGACAGCUUGGGGCGUUGAAACUUACUGUCAAACUUGACAUUCGGAGGGAAGAUAACGACUGAGAUGCUAGAAGUUGUAACCAGAAGAGAAUGGGGUGCAGCAGAAGCGUCAAGGGUAGAAUACAUACGGAAGCCAUCAAGCGUCAAAUACAUUUUCCUAGUAUCCACUCAUCAAGUCAAAUGCAACGACGGCAACACUUGUCAACGAAUAGUGAAGGAUAUACAGCGAAGACAUAUAACAUUUCAUAGAGUUCCUGAUAUUAAAUACAAUUUUCUUGUUGGUGGAGAUGGCGCAGUGUAUGAAGGUAGAGGGUUCAAUGUCGUGGGAACGAUACCAUGUCCAUAUUACCAAUUGAGGUUUUCGAGUAUUAUGAUCGCUCUCAUAGGAGAGUUCAGUGAGAGUCCCCCACCACUAAACAUGCUUGAUGCGUUCAGAGGCAUCGUCAAAACUGGUAUUGACAGAGGGUAUAUAGCUCCUAAAACGUUGGUUUUCCAUCUAUAGCACUUGUUGUGUAACUUAAAUCAAAACUAUUUAAAACACUCUGUAAAAUUAGUAAGUAAGUAUUUUUGUACGAAUAAAGUUAAUAUUUUAUGUGUUUGAUAUUAAAACACCACAACUCUAAAAUCAAGAUUUGAGUAUUUCUUGAACUUAGAUAACCAUGUAGUUAUUGGUUAUGUUUAUUUAGCUUUUGAGUAUUUUUUUUUAUAGUUUGGUUAACUUGUGUAGGAAUUCACAUCUUUAAAAUAAACUAUCGUGUGCCCGUUUGAUAAAAAAGCUAUUUUAAAAGAAAAAAAAAAAUUAAAAAAACAAAAGGCUAUUAAUACGU
Molecule: messenger RNA, 856 nt
Organism: Macrosteles quadrilineatus (aster leafhopper)
Lineage: Eukaryota; Metazoa; Arthropoda; Insecta; Hemiptera; Cicadellidae
Product: peptidoglycan recognition protein 1-like
Exons: 4
Coding region: 94-531 (145 amino acids)
Biological process (GO): peptidoglycan catabolic process
Molecular function (GO): N-acetylmuramoyl-L-alanine amidase activity; zinc ion binding
Source: RefSeq, a predicted model, not a curated record